AUGGCCUCCUCCGACGCCGGGGGCGCGGCGCCCCGCCUGGCGUGGCGCGUCGUGCGGGCGGCGAAGCUCCUGGUCCUGGCCGUGGGCGUCUACGGCUGCUUCCUGCAACUCCCGUGCGCCGCCGCGUCGGCGUCCGCCGUCCUCCGCGUCGCCGCCUCCCUCUCGGCCCAGCAGUACCUCUUCCUGGUCGGCAACGCCAUCGUGAUCGUCCUCUUCGCGCACUUCCGCCGCGACGACGAGGCCCCCUCGUUCUCGCCCGGGGCCUUCUUCAGCCGGUGGUGGCCCUCCGAGGCCGACGCGCAGGACCGGUACCUCCCGUUCCCGGGCGCGCAGCUGGUGCCGCCGCCGUCGCCGACCACCGAGGCGGGGGAGGAGGAGGUGUUCGUGGACAAGAAGGCGGUGCACGUGACGACGGUGCGCGCCAAGCCCCCGCGGCGGAGCAGGUCGGAGAAGGCCAGCGGCGGCGAGUCGGGCAGGGUGCGGGCCGCGGCUCCGGAGCUGCGGCGGCGGGAGUCGGAGAACGGGCGGCAGCAGCAGCAGGCGGAGGCUGAGGCUGAGGCGGCGCAGGUGGAGUGGGCGAUGCACGACCCAGAGGCGUUCCAGCUUUGGAUCGAUGCGUUCAUCCUGAAGCAGCAGCAGGACUUCCUGCGCGAGGAGUCCGCCGCCUCCGCCGCCACCGCCGCCGGGAAGAAAGGCGCGCCGGUGGCCGCCGGACCCGUGGUGGCGGUGAAGUGA
Messenger RNA from Panicum hallii, 735 nucleotides. RefSeq lists its product as uncharacterized. The record is from RefSeq and is a predicted model, not a curated record. Bases 1 to 735 code for a protein of 244 amino acids. The transcript has a single exon. Lineage: Eukaryota; Viridiplantae; Streptophyta; Magnoliopsida; Poales; Poaceae.